AUGCUGACUUCACGGGGAAUCGAAGCAAACUCUGAGAAAUGUGAGGCAAUACUUAAUAUGGCAAGUUUGAAAACAAUAAAGGAAGUACAACAACUAGCACGGAGAGUGGCCGCCUUGUCAAGAUUUUUGCCAACGGUAUCAAACCGAUCAUAUCACUUUUUCCAAACGAUAUCAAAAGGUAAAAAAUUCGAGUGGACAAAGGAAUGCGAGACGGAAUUUGCCAAACUUAAAGCCACCCUGUCUUCACCACCAGUACUACAAAGCCCAGAAGUUGGUAAACUCUUUCAAUCAAGACCAGCUCUGAAGUCACAAAUCCUGGCGGACUUCGUUUUCGAGCUCACACCUGAUGAGCAACACUACGAGAAGACUUGGGAAUUGCAAGUAGAUGGCGCAUCAAACCGAGAAGGAAGUGGAGACGGGAUAGUAUUAAAGGAGGGAGAAACAGUAAUGGCCGAGCUAUCACUUCAAUUCCACUUCUCAGCAAGCAAUAACCAAGCCGAAUACGAGGCGCUAAUAGCAGGAAUCAUACCCAACAACAAGACCAACCCUCAAAACUUUAGACAAAAAGCAAGUCUUUUUACAACAGUAUCAGGAGAGCUAUACAGGCGUGGUUUCUCAUACCCAUUACUGAAAUGCCUCGGCAAAGACAAAGCAAAUGAAGUAAUGAACGAGGUCCACGAGGGCGUAUGUGAAAACCACAUAGGAGGACAAGCUCUGGCAACAAAGAUUAUCCGAACAGGAUAUUACUGGCCAACGAUGAAGAGAGACAGCAUAACAAAGGUCAAAACCUGCGACAACUGUCAAAAGCAUGCCGCUAUCUCCAUGAAGCCCGCUGAGGUAAUGCACAGUAUGGAAGUAAGCUGGCCUUUCUACAGAUGGGGGCUCGAUAUCCUCGGCCCAUUUCCAAUAGCGCUAGGUGAGGUAAAAUUUCUUUUGGUUUCAAUAGAUUAUUUCUUAAAAUGGAUAGAAGCACAAUCACUAGCAAGAAUAACGGCUGAGAAGGUACGAUCUUUCAUAUGGAAAAACAUCAUAUGCCGGUUCGGAAUACCAAGGGAAAUAAUAUCGGAUAAUGGUAGACAAUUUACAGAUAAUAUACUUGCAUCAUUUUUGAAAAAUUUUAACAUACAGCACCAUUUUAGCUCGGUCGAACACCCACAAACAACUGGGCAAGCCGAAGCUGCUAACCGAAUAAUAUUGCAGGCAAUGAGAAAAAAGCUCAGCGAUGCAAAAGGUGAAUGGGCAGAUUUGAUCCCAGAAAUACUAUGGAGCUAUAACACGACGAUACAAACUACAACAGGCGAAACCCCAUUCAAACUUGUCUAUGGAACAGAGGCCCUGAUACUAGUCGAGGUCAGCAUCCCCACACUAAGGUUCGAGUUUUACCAUCACAAUCAUAAUAUAGAUACAAGAAAGGCCGAGCUAGACCUCGUGGAGGAAGAUAGGGACAUCGCUGCUAUUAAACAAAGAGCAAUGAAACAACAAGUAGAAAUAAGGCACAACAAAAGAGUAGUACCCAGGACGUUCAACGAAGGUGACCUGGUCCUCAGAGAACCGAGGAGGCAAGACGACCCCCAUCUCACGGGAAACUCACCGCAAAUUGGGAAGGACCAUUUCGGAUUUCAAAAGUGCUCGGAGUGGGGGCUUACCAACUCCAAACACUGUAAGGCGACCCAUUAUCAAGAAACUGGAAUAUAUCUUCAUUAA
Messenger RNA from Arachis ipaensis, 1704 nucleotides. The record is from RefSeq and is a predicted model, not a curated record. Lineage: Eukaryota; Viridiplantae; Streptophyta; Magnoliopsida; Fabales; Fabaceae.